Molecule: messenger RNA, 3020 nt
Organism: Ochlerotatus camptorhynchus
Lineage: Eukaryota; Metazoa; Arthropoda; Insecta; Diptera; Culicidae
Exons: 4
Coding region: 53-1252 (399 amino acids)
Source: RefSeq, a predicted model, not a curated record
AGUGAAGUUAGUGAGUGUCGCAACGGACGGCCCGAAAAUUCAGCCGAAGAAAAUGAAGCGAGUGUUCUACCUGGAAAAGGUGCGGGACAAGAAGUGGGACAAGCUGGACAAGGAUACCAUCGUUGGACUGCGCUAUCGGGGCUACACGACACCGGAUGGACCGACGUCGAACACCAGCACCAACAACAGCUCAACGACAAACGCCGUCGUCAAUAACAACAACAACACCAACACCAAGAACACCAACAAUGGUCAUCUAAACUCUGUAAAUAACAAUAGCAUCAACAGUGGUGACUGCACGACGAAUGUGGCGUUGAAUAACGGACUGAAUAACAAUACUCGUUACAACAAUAACCUGAACAACAACAAUAACAACAACAACAACAUUAGCAGUAAAGACCACAACUACGGUCCCGCUACGAACCCAUCAUCCACCACCUCGUCGGCGUAUUCUUCGCAACCGCCGUCGCUCAACCAGUACGACCGCCGAUCACCCGAGGGCAAGGACAAUGAUUCCUACGUGAGCGAAACCAGCGGCGGAAAGAUGCUGAACAACAAUAACAACAGCCUCAACAUAAACAACAACAACAACAACAAGAUACUAGCCUUAUCAUCCUCCUCUCCAUCCUCAGUCAAUGGUAAUCUAGUCAGUAGUAGUAAUAGUAGUAACAAUCAACAAUCGAACAUUCCAAAUGCCGCGGCGACGACGACGGCAGCGGCACCGGCGGCGACGGCCACGGCGACGGAAGUGUACUCCACCUCCAACAACGAGAACGGCAAGAUCAACGUCCAGGUGACAGUCCUAGUGGGUGAGUACCGGAAGACCUUACCCGGCGAGAAGUCCGAUGCGAGAACGUUAGCCGACCUGAAGAAGCACCGUUCGCAGAACCGGUCCAGCGUCAGUCCGGACAACGGGUCCCUGCUGAGCGCCCAGAGUUUGGGCAGCCUGACGACCGGCGCCAACGGGCAACCCCUGGAGCUGUCACUGGUCUCUGGAACAGCGGCGACGGCGGCGGCGGAUCAUCUCCAUUCGUAUCCGCAUGGCAACGGAAACGGAAGUCUCGUGGGAGGAGGUGGCGGCGGUGAUAAAUCGGGAAUUUCCACGCUGAGCAGUGCAACUGGCAACGGGUCCCUGGUGAUGGCUGCCGGAGGCGACGGAACGCCCAGUGGGACGCUGAACAAGUUCAGUGGCAAUACCAGUGACGUCGUCAGUGAUAGCACCCGCUCCCGGCGGUGCUGUGUGGUAAUGUAAACAAACAAUAGAGGCCGACAUGCGAAAUGACAGGUAAGCCAUUCUGCCAAUUCAUAUCAAAAUCAAUGCGCAGGCCUAUACAUUGUGGAUGCGGUCAAACGAGAGCAAUACAGGAGGGAGUGGAAAGCGGAAGAGUGUUUAGAGGGAAGAGUUUAGAUAUAGUUUCGUGCCCCCCUCUUAGAGGGAGGGAGGGACACCAGCAGCUGAAAAGCAACUGAAAGUUGUGAUAUAUACGAUUUGUGUUUACACAUAUUCAAUUUUUUUUUUUCGUAGGUUAGGUUCGAAUCUUUUCGCGUUUCCUUGCUUCCUCCCUGUGGUCCCGUAGUUGCAAAUUGUGGAUGUAGAUAUAUUUGUAUAUUUGUUAUUGUGUAUUCUAUUGUACAUGAAUUGAUUUGCCUUCCUCUUUCGCCGUCUUCCCGGAAGGCCGAUGGAAACGCGUGAAUGAUUUUCUGUAAGGAGAGUAUUUUAAUUUUGUUUCGAGAAACAAAACAACCCAUCAAGAAAGUCCGUAGAAACAGAACGCAGUAUUCAGAAUAGUACUUAACACAGAUCCGAUAUACUCUCGGUAUUAGUCUUUAUUUCAUGGCCUUACUUACUUACUUACUUACUUACUUAUACAUGUGCAGCUUGUCAAAACUGAAACAAAAAUAGCAUGCGAAUAGCAAUAACAACAAACUAAGAUGUCAAUCGUGGUCACAGUUUAGCUCCAAUUUUGUCGUUAUAAAUAAUGAUCCCUUUUGGGAAAUCCUUGCCUGCUUCAGGAGGUUAUGUUUCCGAAUGUUAAAGGCUGAUAAAAGUAUUCGUCUUCACUUCUAUAGCCUUCGAUGAUCAGCUUGUCCAAUUAUCCCACCUUCCAUCACAACUUCCUGAAGGUCAGCUCCAACGCUGCAUCUUUCCGAACAACUUGUAUGAUCCAAAGAUUUAACUUCUCUGCUGCAGGCCUAUAGCCAAGCUUCCUGAAUUCAAGAAUAGCUAUUUAAUUCCACUGCCGGAACUUCCAUGCCCCGGACAAAAGAGCUUUACUCGAAACGCGCAAAAACACUGAAAAAAAAGAAACGUCAAGCAUAAUCAGGCAGCAAGCAUCAUAGAACAGUAGGCUAGGCGAUGGUGUAAAUAUUAUGUUUUGAUGUAAAAUUCACAUUAAAUACAACCUACUCAAUUACCGCACUUACACUUGAAAACAGAACAAAUGCAAUGAAAAGUAAAACAUCACACGUGGUUCAAUUAAUCAAACCUUGAAGAAGAAAAAAAAACUAUAUUUACAUAACUGCUCCAUCAACAGGCGAUGAAAACGAUUAGCAAAGCUAUAUAGAAAACGGUAGAGAUUCCGAGCUAACAGUUUCCAAAACAGCACACGUACCGUGAUUAUCACAAGUAAUUAAAGUUUUUUUUUUACUGUGCACUCUUCUCUAGGUUAGUAAGAGAAGUCAUGAAAAGAAUAGAGAAAAAAAAACACAACAAAUCGUUUUCCUACAAUGAACCAAUGAUUUAGUCCAUCUACACAACAGUUGUUAUGCUUAUUGGAAAAAUUGAGCUGUUUUUGAUUUGAACCCACAGCAACAGCAAAAGAUUAUUAUUAUGGUUAUUAUUAUAGUUAUUGUAUUACCCACGAGUCGACAAGUCCUUUUCUUUUUAUUUUUUUUAAUUUUCUUUGCAAUUUCUCACGACAAUUUUUAGUCAAACACAAAAUAGAACACACAAACACACCCACAGAUACCCAACAGUAAAACAAGCGAUCAGAUCAAAGCAGAAUCGUUAUCAGAGGAAA